GGACCGCCCCGCUAGACUCUCUUUCUUCCUGGUUUCUCCUCUUUCUGCUGGCCGCGCGUUUACGGACACUUGGACACUAUGGCAAAGGGCUUCUUGAGCGCCCUCAAGGGCGUAGAUGCCUUCGGUAAGACGAUGGAGGACGUGAAGGUCAAGACACGGACUGGCGCGCUCUUGACCCUCAUUGCCGCGGCAAUUAUCACCUCGUUCACAACAAUUGAAUUUUUCGACUACCGUCGCGUCAAUGUCGACACCUCCAUCGUGGUCGACAGGAGUAGAGGAGAAAAGCUGACUGUGAACAUGAACGUCACGUUCCCCCGCGUGCCUUGCUAUUUGCUUAGCUUGGACGUCAUGGACAUCAGCGGUGAGACCCAGUCCGACAUCACACACAACAUCCUGAAGACACGCAUGGACGAGCGUGGGUUCCCCGUCCCGACUACGGUCAUCACCGAGCUCCAGAACGACCUGGACAAGAUCAACAGCCAGCGCGAGGGCGGCUACUGCGGGUCUUGUUACGGCGGUGUCGAGCCCGAGGGUGGCUGCUGUAACACAUGCGAGGACGUACGGCAGGCAUACGUGAACCGUGGAUGGAGCUUCAACCGGCCAGAUUCGAUCGAGCAGUGCGUGCAAGAGGGCUGGUCCGAGAAGCUCAAGGAGCAGGCGACCGAGGGAUGCAACAUCGCUGGUCGUGUACGUGUGAACAAGGUCGUUGGCAACAUUCACCUCUCCCCCGGUCGCUCGUUCCGCACGAGCUCUCACAGCCUCUACGAGCUUGUGCCGUACCUGAAAACGGAUGGCAACCGCCACGACUUCACCCACACGAUCCACCACCUCGCCUUCGAGGGUGAUGACGAGUGGGAUCUGGCGAAGGCAAAGCUCGGCAAGGAGCUCAAGCAGCGCCUCGGUAUUGCUGCGAAUCCUUUGGACGGCACCACCGGCCGGACGAUCAAGCAGCAGUACAUGUUCCAGUACUUCCUCAAGGUCGUCGCCACCCAGUUCCGGACCCUGAGCGGCAAGACUAUCAACACUCACCAGUACAGCGCUACGCACUUCGAGCGUGACCUGGACAAGGGCUCGCAGGAAAACACUCCCACCGGCGUACACGUUGCGCACGGUAACGGCGGCAUCCCCGGCGCGUUCUUCAACUACGAGAUCUCCCCGCUCCGCAUCGUCCACGCCGAGACACGGCAGUCCUUCGCACACUUCCUCACCUCAACAUGCGCCAUCGUCGGCGGUGUGCUCACCGUCGCGUCGCUGAUCGACAGCGCGCUGUUCGCGACGCGCAAGGCGCUGAAGAAGACCGGGCACAGCUCGCCCGUGAACGGCGGGUACACAAACGGCAAGCUCAUGUAAAUUGUUUCCUAUAUAGUGGUGGCUGGUCUGCAUCGUCUCGUCGCAUUGCACUCGUUCGUUUUCCUUUGGAUCAUGUACUCGUAUACCGCGCAAUCGAGGUGGAUUCUCCGG
Messenger RNA from Trametes versicolor FP-101664 SS1, 1461 nucleotides. Its product is annotated as endoplasmic reticulum-derived transport vesicle ERV46. The record is from RefSeq and is a predicted model, not a curated record. Lineage: Eukaryota; Fungi; Basidiomycota; Agaricomycetes; Polyporales; Polyporaceae. The transcript has 8 exons. The coding region runs from base 79 to 1350 and encodes 423 amino acids. Gene Ontology annotation, biological process: retrograde vesicle-mediated transport, Golgi to endoplasmic reticulum; endoplasmic reticulum to Golgi vesicle-mediated transport. Gene Ontology annotation, cellular component: endoplasmic reticulum membrane; Golgi membrane; endoplasmic reticulum.